Messenger RNA from Cornus florida, 1397 nucleotides. RefSeq lists its product as uncharacterized. The record is from RefSeq and is a predicted model, not a curated record. Bases 237 to 1163 code for a protein of 308 amino acids. Lineage: Eukaryota; Viridiplantae; Streptophyta; Magnoliopsida; Cornales; Cornaceae. The transcript is spliced from 9 exons.
GCAGCAUACUUGGAGCGUGAGACUUCCUCGAGAAAUCACUGACUAGAACCCUCCUGACCGCAUUUCUCAAGUACCUCUCUCUCUCUCUCUCUCUCUCACAAACACACACACACCAUCAUACCCAUAAAACCUGAGAGCGACUCAUCAAUCCAUAAUCCAUACUAUCUUUGAGCGCUGUGUCUCACUUCAGCUGAGUAAUUUCAUCGAGCACCUGCUGUGCAAUAUACAUCGGAGUAAUGAGAGCCAACAAGACCACCGUCUUAACACUUGCAGAGAAAUGCAAGAGUAUAUUAGCAUCGAACUGGCAAGGUAAUCUUAAUACCAUCAAAGCCGAUGCUAAAGGAAGCAAGGAGGGAAUUCACACUUCAAAGGUCAAGUACUUUGUCAAGAGAGGGAAGGCUUACAUUUGGGUGCCCGAAAAGGACUUGCAUAAUAUGAAUACGAUCAUUGAUGAGCGUGGUUCUUUUGCUGUGACCAGUCCCUACCCAGGUCCACUUGGAAAGCUACUUACAUCAAUAAAAAAGUUACCAGCUCGGGUUGCUCUGAGUGGAGAUGUUCUGCCUCUUGGUGAUGAAAAGGCUGAGCUAGCUGCAGAAAGCCUUAGAGACACAAUAUUGUCAGAACGAAAAGCAACUAAGGAGUCUGCUUAUUCAGUUUCUGGUAUACUAAGUUCUGCUAAUCUUGGUUCAACAUCUCGCAGUGAAAACCUUCAGGAUCUACUAGAUGGAAAUGAGCAAUACACCAUUUAUAAGUUCAAUAUGAGUUCAUAUAUGUAUAUUGAUGGCGAUGGAAGCACUCAUGAAGUAGAGUUGGAGAAUAUUGAAGCAUCUAAGGCAGAUCCAUUAUCACCUUUUUCUGCAAGCCUGAUUGAUGGGAUUAAUCAAAGUGAUGUGAGGCGUAGAGCUCUGGUUCUUUUCUGUAUCACACGCUUGAAUAGACAUGCAAAGGAUGCAUUUAUGCUUUCCAUAGAUCGGAAAGGAUUUGACGUGCUGGGAAUGGUUCUAGGUCCAGCAAAGGCUGAUGGUUCUCGUGAAUACCAGUGGAAAGAUUUCAGGUUCCCUUUUAUUGAAGAGGCACGUGAUGUCGACACAUUCUGUCAACGGCUUGUUGAGAUGGAAGAGGAGGCCCUCAAGAAAAUUAAAACUUUCAGUGGUUUAGGAUGAAAAUGAACUUGGAUGACUGGACCUAAAGCACUCUUGCAGCAACAUUUUCUUCGUGUAUUUUGGUUAUAUAGACAAUGUAAUGGAACAUAGAGUAAUAUCAACUAAAAAAAGUGGGCACUGGGCAAUAUAUGGUUUAUCGGUUCACAUUAAACAUAUAUAUGUAUAUAUAUAUAUAUGCUGAUCUAUGCUUAAUCCAUUAUAGCGUAUGGAAUGAACUGUGUCUAUGGUUAUAUA